Messenger RNA from Drosophila yakuba, 1448 nucleotides. RefSeq names its product choline-phosphate cytidylyltransferase A. Gene Ontology annotation, biological process: CDP-choline pathway. The record is from RefSeq and is a predicted model, not a curated record. The coding region runs from base 165 to 1307 and encodes 380 amino acids. Gene Ontology annotation, molecular function: choline-phosphate cytidylyltransferase activity; phosphatidylcholine binding. Lineage: Eukaryota; Metazoa; Arthropoda; Insecta; Diptera; Drosophilidae. The transcript is spliced from 3 exons.
GGACAUCUCUCACUCACAGUCUCGGACUCGACUCAAUCCUCGACAGAGUAGACCUAGAGGGUUAUGCCGGUUCCGUCUCAAUUUAUAUAAUCAGUUCUCCGAAUGAAAGCCCCUAGAGCGGACCACUUGUGCUGUACUUAGUUGUGUAUAUAUUUUUAUAAGCAAUGGACCAAAUGCCGGAACAGGACGAUGCAUCCCCAGUGUCGACGGCUCCUGCCACGCCCACAUCUCCGUUCGAGUUUAAGAUGCUACCGCUCUUUAUGGACUUUGAAGAUUUUAGCAUUUGCCAGCCUGCUCCUUUCUCGUAUGACGACAAGGCCAUGCUGGAGCUCGAGAGGUGUGACUACACGCAGAGGAUCACCUAUCAGAUGGCCAGAGCUGGGAAGACGACACGCAGGGUGCGGGUUUAUGCCGAUGGCAUCUACGAUCUGUUCCACCAGGGUCAUGCCCGCCAACUGAUGCAGGCCAAGAACGUGUUUCCCAACGUGUAUCUCAUCGUGGGCGUGUGCAAUGAUGAACUGACCCUUAGGAUGAAGGGACGCACGGUCAUGAAUGGAUUCGAGCGCUACGAGGCAGUGCGCCAUUGCCGCUAUGUGGAUGAGAUCGUGCCGAAUGCUCCUUGGACGCUAAAUGACGAGUUCCUCGACGAGCACAAGAUCGAUUUUGUGGCCCACGAUGACAUACCGUAUGGAGCUGGCGGAGUGAACGACAUAUAUGCACCACUAAAAGCAAGGGGAAUGUUCGUGGCCACGGAGAGAACAGAGGGCGUGUCCACCUCGGACAUUGUGGCCCGAAUCGUGAAGGACUAUGAUGUAUAUGUGCGCAGGAAUCUGGCCAGAGGCUACUCAGCCAAGGAGCUCAACGUGUCCUUUCUCUCCGAGAAGAAAUUCCGUCUUCAAAACAAGAUGGACGAGCUGAAGUCGCGUGGUAAGCGGGAACUUACCAAAGUAAAGGUGGACAUCAUAACCAAGUGGGAGGAGAAGUCACGCGAGUUUAUUGAUGCCUUCCUGCUGCUGUUUGGCAAGGAGCGACUCAACACCUUUUGGAACGAGUCCAAGGGCCGAAUCAUUCAGGCCCUCAGCCCGCCAGGCAGUCCCAAUGGCUCCAUAAACGGCGACGAUCCCGAUGCAUCAGACGGCGCAAACUCUGAGGAUGAGUACAUGGAGCUGCCACCAGAACACGGAACGGAUAGUGUGGGUUCCAUUAAUCGAAAGCAAAAGCGCUCUGGUCAAGUGAAACCCUCUCCAAGCCCCAAUGACACCAACGAAGAGCAUGAGGAUGUCGUUCACGAACAUCGCAGCGACUAAAGAAUAAUUUGGCUAUCCAUAAGGAUAGGCUAUCUGCCUAUCAUAUAAAAUGUAAAUUAAUUUGUUUUUAGUUGAAACAGCCUUUUUACCUAUCCACAAAAUAAGUGCGCUUCAAAUACAUUCAGAUCAAUUGCUGUUUAA